AUAUGUUUUAUAUUCAUUGAUUUCUACUCUCUUGUAACGGAAUGCAUAUGUUAACAAUUUGUAAAUACAACAGGUUUGCAAAACCAGCCAUAACAGUUGGCCUAGUUCAGCUUUUCUGAAGAAGCUUUCGUUACUUCUAACGGAGGAAAAACCAAAGCGCAAAUACAAUAAAGCCAGAAACAGAAGACCCUCCUUCCUAUUCUUCAUUCUUCACUCUUCAAAGCCAUCAACACCUGUUGAUGGGUCUCAUAGUGCCAUAAAUUUGAUCCAAAGGAGAUAGCCUUUUUCAUCUGCUUUUUCUCUAUCUCUUUCUAGUUUUCUUUAUCAUCAGUUUCAAUUGUUUUAUUGCAUAUUUUUCUGAUUACUCUAUAGCCCAACAUUACAAGCAUUAACAGUAAAAGUUUCAUUGUUGUCUCUCCAAAAAUGAAGGCCUCAAAUACUCAAUACCCAUUAAACUCUGUUUCUAAACUCUGCAACAUUCAAUUCCACUUUCUUCAUCUCCUAUCCUAUAUUCUAAUCUUGGUAUUUGGUCUAACCCUUGGAGUUAUCUUCAGUUUCUAUCUGAAGGACUGCAUCUUUAGCCUACAAUUCACUCAGUUCUCGCUCUCCGCCUUACCUCGAGCCCCGCCUCUAUCACCACCACCGCCGCCGCCAAUUGAAAAGCCAGCAGUUUCUAAUCACAGCCGUGUGGGAUUGAAGGAGUUUCUUAAGCCUCCUGGUGUUGUUAUGCAUGAUAUGAAUGAGGAGGAAUUGAUGUGGAGAGCUUCGAUGACUGCGAAGAUCAAUGAGUACCCGUUUGAUCGUGUUCCUAAAGUUGCUUUCAUGUUUUUGACAAGGGGUCCUGUGUUUCUAGCACCUUUGUGGGAGCAAUUCUUCAAAGGGCAUGAAGGGUAUUACUCCAUUUACGUGCAUGCCAAUCCAUCUCAUAAUGGAACAUACCCGGAGAAGUCAGUGUUUCACGGUCGGAGAGUUCCCAGUCAGGAAGUGGAAUGGGGCAAUCCCAACAUGAUUGAAGCAGAGCGUCGCUUGCUAGCAAAUGCACUCCUUGACAUUUCAAACCAACGAUUUGUUCUUGUUUCAGAAUCCUGCAUUCCACUCUUCAACUUCACAACCAUCUACUCUUAUUUAAUAAACUCCACCCAAAACUAUGUCAUGGCCUUUGAUGAUCCUAGCCCAGUUGGUCGUGGCCGCUACAGCAUCCAAAUGUUACCUGAAAUCAGCCUCUGGCAGUGGAGAAAAGGGUUCCAGUGGUUUGAAAUGGACAGAGAACUCGCAGUUGAAGUGGUUUCUGACAGAACAUACUUCCCAGUUUUUCAACAGUACUGCAAAGGUUCAUGCUAUGCUGAUGAACAUUACUUGCCAACGUUUGUGAACAUCAUGUUUGGGGAGAGGAACUCAAAUAGGAGCUUGACUUGGGUUGACUGGUCAAGGGGUGGACCCCACCCUGCUUCUUUUACUAGGUCUGAUGUGACUGUUGAGUUCUUGGAGAGGUUAAGGAGCAAGAGGUGCAAGUAUAAUGGGAAAAGCAGCAAUGUUUGCUAUCUUUUUGCUAGGAAGUUCUUGCCUAGUACUCUGUCCAGGCUUGUUAAGAUUGCACCAGAGGUCAUGCAUUUUGAGUACCACCAUAGGCACAAAAACAGAAGCUUAUCACUACAACCUACCAUUUAAUUCAUUUUUUUCUUCUUGCAAGUUUUUCUAUUAUCUGGUAUAGAGUAUAGACUUUUUUUCAUUAGCCUUAUAUGGUAUAGAGUACAGACUCUUUUUCAUCAAUAUAGUCUAAUUUGACUCAUUGGAUUUCAUUUUCUA
Messenger RNA from Lotus japonicus, 1806 nucleotides. RefSeq names its product glycosyltransferase BC10-like. Lineage: Eukaryota; Viridiplantae; Streptophyta; Magnoliopsida; Fabales; Fabaceae. The transcript is spliced from 2 exons. The record is from RefSeq and is a predicted model, not a curated record. The coding region runs from base 424 to 1668 and encodes 414 amino acids. Gene Ontology annotation, cellular component: membrane. Gene Ontology annotation, molecular function: glycosyltransferase activity.